Messenger RNA from Cyclopterus lumpus (lumpfish), 4397 nucleotides. Its product is annotated as collagen alpha-1(XXVIII) chain-like. The record is from RefSeq and is a predicted model, not a curated record. Gene Ontology annotation, molecular function: serine-type endopeptidase inhibitor activity. The transcript has 36 exons. The coding region runs from base 232 to 3840 and encodes 1202 amino acids. Lineage: Eukaryota; Metazoa; Chordata; Actinopteri; Perciformes; Cyclopteridae.
ACUACUGCUGCUGCUGCUGGGCUCAACAUUAGGUCCCCACUGACCUUCAAACUCAACUAAGAUCCAAACCUGGAAGAGGACACCCAGCUUGAUGCUCAGAACAUGGAACCACACUAACUGAAUGAAGAAUCUCUCCUCUACCCUAUUUGUACUUCUCUGAAUCUCAUCCCUGCCAGGAGAGCUUCAUACAGCGGAACUCAUAGGAGUCCUGAGUCGGCUACUUUGGAAGUCAUGGUCCCCUCGCUGCACUUGCUCCUGCUACUAUCGGGACUUCCAGGUCUUUGGGCACAGGAACACAAAGAAGACUAUGAGGUAGAGAAGAAGAAGAGCAGACUAAGUCCAUCCAAUUCCACACCGCAAAAUGGCAAAUCGCUCAUAAGCGAAGAUUGCAAUUUGGAGUUAGCCUUUCUGAUCGACAGCUCAGAGAGCGCCAAGGACAACCAUGCCCAGGAGAAGCGCUUCGCCUCGGACGUGAUGGAGCGCCUGCAGAACCUCCGGCUGCAGACGGGCCGGAGCCUCAGCUCCCGGGCAGCCCUCCUUCAGUACAGCAGCCAUGUCAUCAUAGAGCAGACCUUCAAGCAGUGGAGGGGCAUCGAUGACUUCAAGGCCCGAAUUGCUCCCAUUGUGUACAUCGGUCACGGCACCUACACCACCUUCGCCAUCACCAACCUCACCCGUAUUUACCUGGAGGAGUCGGACCCCAACAGCAUCAAGGUGGCCGUUCUGCUCUUCGAUGGCAUCUCGCACCCCAGGAACCCAGACAUAUUUUCAGCUGUGGCUGACGCCAAGAACCAGGGCGUCCGCUUCUUCACCGUCGGCAUCACACCUGAAGCCAACGCGGCCGCCAAUAUAGCUGAGCUGCGGCUAAUUGCUAGCUCCCCAGCCUCGCGCUACCUUCACAACCUGCAGGACAGAGGCGUUGUGGAUAAAUUCAUCAAAGAGAUUACGGCGCUUGCGGAUGAAGGGUGUCCUCUCGCCCAGAGCAAGUGUGCGUGCGACAAGGGUGAGAGGGGAGCCAGCGGCCCUCCUGGCAAGAAGGGUCGUUCUGGAGAAGAUGGUAGCCCCGGCUCAAGAGGAGCCAAGGGUGAGGGCGGGCUCAGUGGACUUCCGGGUCGGGAUGGAACAGAGGGAAAGUCGGGAUACAAAGGAGAGAAGGGAGAGAGAGGGGAGUGUGGCACACCUGGAAUUAAGGGAGACAGAGGUCCUGAAGGUACCAUUGGUCCGAGAGGAAACCGUGGACUUCAGGGUAUGCUUGGUCCACCUGGUGAUAUUGGACCUGAAGGUACAAUGGGUAAAAAAGGGGAAAGGGGACUUUCUGGGCCACCUGGAAUCCAAGGGGAAACAGGGCUCGGCCUUCCGGGACCCAAGGGGGAUGUUGGUUACCAAGGGCAAACAGGGCCCCAUGGUCCUCCAGGACUUGGCGAGCAUGGACUACCGGGGCCUCAAGGGCCACAGGGAGUCCAAGGAGAGAGAGGACAGAUAGGAGAAGGUCUCCCUGGACCAAAGGGAGAGCGAGGCUUGGACGGGCCGCGGGGGCUCAGAGGACAGCCGGGCGCCGGAAUCAAAGGAGACAAGGGGGAUUUUGGGCCUCCCGGUCUUCCAGGGCCGCUCGGCCUCCCAGGAGCAGGCAUACAGGGCGAGAAGGGCGUUGAAGGACCAAGGGGGCCACCAGGGGGCAGAGGCCAACAAGGAGAGGGCUUUCCUGGAUCCAAGGGGGACCAAGGUUUGCCAGGCGAGGUUGGCUCCCCAGGAGAAAGGGGGGCCGGAGACCCUGGAGCUAAGGGCGAGCCAGGGUCAACGGGGCUCUCUGGUUUGCCGGGUCUGCCGGGGGAGGACGGAGCCCCCGGACAGAAGGGUGAGCCAGGACCUGUAGGUCUCAGGGGGUCAGAGGGGGCACCUGGAAUCGGCACCCAGGGGGAAAAGGGCGACCAAGGCCAAAGAGGAAUAAGGGGCUUGACGGGUCCACCUGGCAUUGCCGGACCCUCCGGACCAAAGGGAGAACCAGGUUCACAAGGAAGGGGGGGUUUACCCGGUCCACCGGGCCGCUUCGUCUCCGGGCCCAAGGGGGAUUUUGGCCCAAGUGGUCCUCCUGGUCCGAUUGGCGAGACUGGCUACGGACUUCCUGGUCCAAAGGGGGACCGUGGAAAUUCUGGCCCUGCAGGUCCAUUCGGUUCCAAAGGAGACGGCUACCCCGGCCCCAUGGGCCCUCCUGGUCUGCCCGGACUUCCAGGGGAACCCGGCCAGGAAGGACUGGGCAUCGCCGGACCAAAGGGGGAUGUUGGUUUCCGAGGGCUCCCUGGUUUACCGGGACCUCCGGGCGAAGGCCUCCAAGGACCUCUGGGUAACCCUGGGCGACCUGGCCCUCCAGGGCCAACAGGGCCACAAGGACAAGGAGUCCAAGGACCAAAGGGGGAACAGGGGUCCCAGGGCGUGACGGGGCCACGGGGGAUUCCCGGAGAAGGUUUUCCUGGAGCUAAAGGGGACCGCGGCUCGUCGGGAGAGAAGGGGCUGAAGGGAAUCAAAGGAGAUUUUGGAGAUUCUGGAACCCCGGGGCAACCUGGCCGAUCUGGGGUCAAAGGUGAAGCGGGCCUCACUAGAGAGGACAUCAUACGGAUGAUCAAAGAGAUCUGCGGAUGUGGGAUCAAGUGUAAGGAGAGGCCCAUGGAGCUGGUGUUCGUCAUUGACAGUUCAGAGAGCGUGGGCCCGGAGAACUUUGAGAUCAUCAAGGACUUUGUAAACGCACUGGUGGACCGGGUCACGGUGGGCCGCAACGCCACCCGUAUUGGCCUGGUGUUGUACAGCCUGGAGGUGAGGCUGGUGUUCAACCUGGCCCGCUACGUCAACAAGCAGGACAUCAAGCAGGCCAUCAGGAACAUCCCAUACAUGGGAGAGGGCACCUACACUGGCACGGCCAUCCGUAAAGCCACUCAGGAGGCCUUCUACAGCUCGCGCGUUGGGGUCAGCAAAGUGGCCAUCGUGAUUACCGAUGGGCAGACGGACAAGCGAGAGCCCGUGAAGCUGGACAUCGCUGUACGAGAAGCGCACGCUGCCAACAUUGAGAUGUUUGCCCUGGGGAUUGUGAACACCUCAGACCCAACGCAGGCCGAGUUCAGAAGAGAGCUCAAUCUGAUCGCCUCUGACCCGGACAGCGAGCACAUGUUCCUCAUUGAUGACUUCAACACCCUGCCAGCGCUGGAAUCCAAGCUGGUCAGCCAGUUCUGUGAGGACGAGAACGGAGCCCUGAUAUACAACAGAAUAAAUAACGGCAACGGGAACAACGGCAACAGAAAUGGCAACUACGCCGUCGGUGGCUACGGGUACCAGCCCGCGACGGAGCAGCAAGUACUGACCGGCACCAGCACUCAGAGCCACGAAGGCCGGGUCGAGACCACCCUGCACGGCAGCAUAGGAUCCAGCACAGGACAAGGAGGAAGAGGGCAGCUCUUGUUCCCCGAGACACAUCAGGGAACCGGGCGCGGGGACACAUUUAACCACAACACCUCAGUCAUCAGAACUCCUGCCAGAGAGGACUCCUCCAGUACGCGAGGCUCCUCCUCCUCAUCUUCAUCUUCUUCUUCUACAAGAAUUACCACAUCAUCCUCAGGUGUCUCCAUAUCGCACGAGCCUGCACUGAGGCCAGCUCUCCCUAAAGAGACCGUACCCUUGGACCCCCGAUGCGUCCUGGUCCUGGACCAGGGCACGUGUCGGGACUAUAACAUCCGCUGGUACUACGACAAGCAGGCCAACGCCUGCGCCCAGUUCUGGUACGGAGGCUGCAACGGCAACAGGAACCGCUUCGACACGGAGGAGGAUUGCAAGAGGGCGUGUGUGAUCGCCUGAUCACCCGGAGGCCGAGUGAAGGCACCUGCCUUACAUCUGCUAUAAAUACUGUGAAAAAUAGCCAUUUUUCACAGGGUUAUGGAAAGUUUCUGCCCAAUCCUUGGGCACGUACAUGUACAGGGAUAUUCCGUGUCACGGUUACAUUUACUUUACCCCUCUUGUACGACUUAUUGUUGAUCCUCCUCUUAUUGCAGUGAAAGGGAGCGCGCUAGCUCUGAUGGAUACCUCUGCUGUUCUGUAUUUUUAUUUCAGCACCUCCCUCCAUCGCUCCUACUCAGGUAUACAGUCGAGCACUCUCACUGCAGGUGUCCACGGGGGACUUCCCGCACCUCUCGGACACAAUCAUGUUUUUCAUACACACUUCGUGAAUGCUGAGAUUAAAAAAAAGCCUUUUGAAAGACAGAAUCAUAAAUCGCGUCAAUGUGUCAUAGAGACAUAGUGUAGCUAUUUGUUUCUUUACUCAAACAAUCACUGUAUAAGUGCAUUAACCACAAUAGCCAAUGACACACAAAUGAAGCCUCUCAUCACUUAUAAUAAUACAACAUAGUUUGUUCUUU